GUUGUUCUAGCAUUGGGCGAUUAUCUUAAUGUUCAAUGCCAUGCAUGCAUUGGUGGCACAAACCUUGGAGAAGACUUAAGAAAAUUGGACUUUGGGCAACAUAUUGUUUCUGGUACUCCUGGACGUGUUUUUGAUAUGAUUAGAUGCAAAGCAUUGCGUACUCGCAAUAUUAAGACAUUGGUGUUGGAUGAAGCUGAUGAAAUGUUAAAUAAAGGAUUCAAGAAACAAAUAUAUGAUGUUUAUCUUUUUUUGCCACCUGCUACUCAAGUAUGUCUAAUAUCAGCCACUUAACCUCAUGAAAUAUUAGAAAUAACUAACAAAUUUAUGACCAAUCCAAUAAGAAUCCUACUAAAGCGCGAUGAAUUGACACUUGAGGGAAUUAAACAAUUCUUUGUUGCUGUCGAACGCGAAGAAUGGAAAUUUGAUACUUUAUGUGACUUGUAUGAUACACUAACUAAUAACUAUAACUCAAGCAGUUUCUGUAGUACUAAAAGGAAGGUGGACUGGUUGACAGAAAAAAUGAGGGAGUCAAAUUUCACUGUUAGUUCGAUGCAUGGAGACAUGCCACAGAAAGAAAGGGAUGCUAUAAUGAAAGAAUUUCGCGCUGGACAAACGAGAGUUUUGAUUACAACAGAUAUUUGGGCUCGUGGGAUUGAUGUACAACAGAUUUCUUUGGUCAUAAAUUAUAAUUUACCAAAAAACCGUGAAUUGUAUAUACACAGAAUUGGCCGUUCUGGAAGAUUUGGCCGCAAAGGUGUUGCAAUAAAUUUUGUAAAGAGUGACGAUUUAAGAAUUUUAAGAGACGUAGAGCAAUAUUAUUCCACCCAGAUUGACGAGAUGCCUAUGAAUGGUAAAGCUAACUAA
Messenger RNA from Myzus persicae (green peach aphid), 864 nucleotides. RefSeq names its product eukaryotic initiation factor 4A-III-like. The annotation marks the transcript as partial. The record is from RefSeq and is a predicted model, not a curated record. The transcript is spliced from 7 exons. Gene Ontology annotation, cellular component: nucleolus; catalytic step 2 spliceosome. Gene Ontology annotation, molecular function: mRNA binding; RNA helicase activity; ATP binding. NCBI's taxonomy places the organism in Eukaryota, Metazoa, Arthropoda, Insecta, Hemiptera, Aphididae.